AUCGGUCCUAAAGCAAUCCACUGAACUUCAUAACCGGAUUUUUAAGUGAGACGCGAAAUAAUGGCCUAUUUUACACAGUUGUCAGAUGUAAUUAUAUACAUAUGACUUUUUACUUAAAAAAAAUUGAUCUGACCUAGGUAUAAUUUUUUAUCAGUGUAAAAGUUAUCUUAUUAUUAUUUGGAAUUAACUAUUUUAUGUUGUUAUAAAGGGUUACCUCCGGGAUACCCCCUUGAUUGGCGUAUUGACAACACUGUUAGUAAGCUAAUGAACUGAACAGGAACUGAAAUAACCAUAGAAAAAUUAAAAUGUCAAAAAUAAUAACAUAACAAUUUUUACAAUAUUAUUAACUAUGACAGAUGGAGAUAAUAAAUUUAUCGAAAAUGAAUUAGGAGAUGCCUGGGACACUUUUCACAACUGGUUAUACUGCAUAUGUGUCGUUACUUUUGAUUUAGAAUUGGGACAAGCUCUUGAGAGUGUUUUUCCUAGGCAUGUCACCCUUACAAAACAAGAAAUAUCAAAUGUAUGUUAUUUGGCUUUUCCUGACUCAAACUCUGGUUGCAUGGGGGACACUAAUUUCAUAAUAAGAUUGCAGAACAACCAGGGUACGAAAAACCUAAAAAAUGAACAUAACUACUACAAUACCAAAUGUCCAACUGCCAUGCAGGUAGAUGGAUCUUUCUACUGGGGCUAUGUUUAUUUUAGACAAGUAAAAGAUAUUUCCUUGCCAAGAGGUUAUUUCCAAAAGAGUGUUGUAAUUCUUUCUUUUCUGCCUUUCAACAAUUUAUUCAGUAAAAUAUGCAGUUAUAUUGCCCCUGAAUACUUUGAUAAUGGUGAGGUUACUUUGGAAGCUGUGUGUUACAACAUUGAAAGAUGGCCUCAACCUAGACCUGGAACCACCCUUAAUUUACCUUUAUUGGGAUCUGUUUUCCAGACCUACAUACCUUUGGCUACAUCAGCAAAUCCAACUUUGGCCUUACUAAGUGAACCUGGAGAUAAUCAAAUUCAAACUCAUGUGGAAGAUCUCAAUUUAUUCGAUAUUCUCCAACCUGUUUUGUCACAUAUUCAUUUGCUAUGGGAAUUGGUGAUUGUCUCUGAACCGAUUGUAGUAUUAGCUUCAUCCCCCACACAUUGCUCAUCUAUGGUCUUAGCUCUAACACGGCUAAUAUGUCCACUACAAUUUUGUGGCGAUUAUCGCCCAUACUUCACUAUACAUGAUAGCGAAUUUAAGCAGUUCACGAGCAAGGCUCAAGGUCCUCCACCUGUGAUACUUGGAGUAACCAAUCCAUUUUUUGGGAAAACGUUGCACCACUGGCCGCAUACGAUACGCUUAAGCGACGAUCUGGGUCAAACUCAAAAAUACAAAUUGAAAAAAACAGCUCCGACGAGGAUGAUCGAUAAUACGCCCGGUGUUUACACUGCUUACAAGCCAUUCUUGCAAAAAGAUAAAAAUAUUAUAAAAAAAUUGUUAAGUGGUGUCAGCUCAAAAAGACCAUACGAGGUACAGACUGCAAUACUUCGAAGACAUUUAUUGGAGCUGACACAAAGUUUUAUGAUUCCUUUGGAGAGGUACAUCGCCAGUUUAAUGCCCCUUCAGAAGAGCAUUUCACCCUUUAAGGCACCACCUUCUCCUUUGCCCUUCAACCCAGAUCAUUUUUUCGCCACUCUAGAAUCAUCUGGACCCCAGUUAACUCUAAACAACACUGGAAUUAGGGGUGAUUGGGUAGGAUUGUAUAGAAAAUUCUUUAGAUCUCCUAAUUUUAAAGCAUGGUUCAAUACUAGAUAUUCCGAUUUGACUCUAAAAUUACAAGCCCUCCAGACAGAAGCCUUAUCGAAUGCUGACUUGAAAGAUUGGGUACAAGGUCGUCCAGAGGUGGAAGUAGUGGAUAUGGUUUUGCGGAUUCGCAACAAGAUCAGAAAGUGUGAACAGCACGAUAUACCCGUUAACGAAUCUAUAAAGGAAAAAUUAAAUAACCGACUGGACGAAAUAGUCACAGCCCUUCCAGACGAUCUGAAAAACAUUCUACAAGUUUCAUGAUACUUGCUGAAUUCUAAGCAGCAAAAUUUUCGUAUUCUGUUGAUCUGACUUGGACUUGUUCUUGCUACAAAAUUGUGGCAUAUCCGUUUCAUAGUUAACAUUAUUGCAAUAAUUUAGUUACCCUAUACUUUUUAUAUUUUAUACCAGUUCUUUUGAAAUAUAUAUUUAUAAAAAAACGAGCUAUGUCACAGAUGUACUGGAUAUUUAUUUCAGACCAACGGAGAAUACUGCAUUUUCCUUGUAGAACUUGUUUGCAUUUGAAAGCAUUAUAGCAAAAUAUUUACACAAAUACACUCAGAAUUUAAUUAUACAAAAGGAAAGUGUGAGAUCCUUCAUAAACAGACAAUAUAAACUUUGUCUGCAUUGAAUCUGUAAUAGUUUAAUAAGUCUGUGGUUUAUUUGGGGAAAUUCUGUAUAAUUAGGAAUAAAAAGAAGAGAUACUUUGUUGUUACUGAAUAUUUCAAAUUUUAAGUGUCAUGUAUCAACAAUAUUUGCUCAUUAGAAGCAUCUUUUUUAAUGUUUUGAUUUGAUAUCUCUACGUUGACUGCUAAUAAACGUGAUUAUUUUUAAUCGAAAAAUUUGAGCCAAACUUGAACUUUUUAUGAACAUUUUUAGUUCAGAUUUUCUUUCUAAAAGAAACAUCGUAUUCUAGGUCCAUUUUAGUCCAUCGAACAAAUUUUUUAUAUAUUUAAACUCAGUCAAAUGUUUAUUCGUGUGUAUAUAAG
Psylliodes chrysocephalus is the source of this 2760-nucleotide messenger RNA. NCBI's taxonomy places the organism in Eukaryota, Metazoa, Arthropoda, Insecta, Coleoptera, Chrysomelidae. The record is from the annotation of a GenBank genome assembly.